GAACCAGUUGCAGGAAUCAGAUUUCUUGGGUGGGGAAAAUAUAAACUGAUAGCCCAUCUGGUUACGAUAAGCGGUCUUUGAUAUGACGGUUCCGUGCUGGAUCAGCUUCGGCGGCAGUGCACGUGACAUCACUGGCGUUUAAAAUGGGCCGCGAUCCUGUCAGAGCAGAAAAGAUACAGAGAACUGGAGGUGCGGAUACAUUGCGCGGACAGAGAAUUUCUUCUACCCUCAAAACACCUAAUUUGAAAAAAAAAAAUUUAAUCAAACGAUGUUUUCUAGAGGUUACCCAGAGUAGUAGAAAGUGUGGAAUAAUUUCUUGGUAAAGUUGUUUGCCAGUUGUGACAAGGUGUUUGGGCAUACAGUGACAGACUUCCUUCCGAAAAGAUGGAGGCUGGACGAGGCUGUCCAAGGUCAUUGGUCCUUUGGACUCUGCUGGGGCUUAUUUCUAUUACACAAGCCCUCAAUCCGGAUGACCCCAACGUCUGCAGUCACUGGGAGAGCUACGCGGUGACUGUCCAGGAGUCGUACGCUCAUCCUUUUGACCAGAUCUACUACACCAGAUGCACCGACAUCCUCAACUGGUUCAAGUGUACCAGGCACAGGAUCAGCUACAAGACGGCAUACCGGCGGGGCGUGAGGACCAUGUACAGGCGCCGCUCGCAGUGUUGCCCGGGUUACUUUGAGAGCGGAGACCUGUGUGUCCCUCUGUGUACGGAGGAGUGUGCUCAUGGCCGCUGUGUGUCACCUGAUACCUGCCAGUGUGAACCAGGGUGGGGAGGCCUGGACUGCUCCAGUGGUUGUGAGAGUGACUACUGGGGGCCGCACUGCAGCAACCGCUGCCAGUGCCAGAACGGGGCGCGCUGCAACCCCAUCACGGGCGCCUGCGUCUGCACCGACGGGUACCAGGGCUGGCGCUGCGAGGAGACCUGCGAGCCGGGCUACUACGGCAAGGCCUGCCAGCUGCCCUGCCAGUGCCUGAACGGCGCCACCUGCCACCACGAGACCGGCGAGUGCCUGUGCGCGCCCGGAUACACCGGAGCCUUCUGUGGAGAGCGCUGUCCCUCGGGCAGCCAUGGCCGCCAGUGUGAGCUGCGCUGUCCCUGCCAAAACGGUGGGGUGUGUCACCACGUCACCGGGGAGUGCUCUUGCCCUGCAGGUUGGACGGGCUCCGUCUGCGCCCAGCCGUGCCCAUUUGGCAAGUUUGGCAUCAACUGCAGCCAGGAGUGCCCGUGCCGCAACAGUGGGCUUUGCGACCACAUCAGUGGGCAGUGCCAGUGUGCGCCAGGCUACAGCGGGGAGAGGUGCCAAGAGGAGUGCCCAGUUGGCACCUACGGCCCUCAAUGCGCUCAGAAGUGCAACUGCCAGAAUGGCGCCAAGUGCUACCACAUCAACGGGGCGUGCUUGUGUGAUGAGGGCUUCAAAGGGGACAACUGCCAGGAGAGAUUCUGCCCCCCGGGGCUCUACGGCCUCAUCUGUGACAAGUACUGCCCCUGCAAUGCUAGCAACACCCUCAGCUGCCACCCUCUGUCUGGAGAGUGCACAUGUGUGGUGGGCUGGGCGGGAUUGUACUGCAAUGAGACGUGCCCGGCUGGUUACCACGGAGAGGGCUGCAGCCAGCCGUGCGACUGUGCCAACGGGGCCGACUGCGACGGCAUCACCGGAGCCUGCAUCUGCGCCCCUGGGUUUAUGGGAGAUGACUGUUCUGUAACUUGCCCCCCUGGACUGCAUGGAAUAAACUGCUCAUCCCCCUGCUCCUGUCGAAAUGAGGCUUCGUGCUCCCCCAUCGACGGCUCUUGCGUCUGCAGAGAAGGCUGGCAGGGUGUGGACUGCUCCAUUCUCUGCUCCAGUGGGACCUGGGGCCUGGGGUGCAACCAGUCCUGCCUGUGUGCCAACGGGGCAGCUUGUGACCCUGUGGACGGCUCCUGCACCUGCUCCCCGGGCUGGAGGGGGGAGCACUGUGACACACCCUGUCCCGUGAGUCCCGCCCCCACCAGACUUCUCACCCAUAGCCUCACUUCAUCUCAGGACCCAAUUGUGUGCUGUGACCCGGUGAGCGGGUACUGCCGGUGCCUCGCUGGCUGGACAGGGGUCCACUGCGACAACGUCUGCGUCCAGGGCCGCUGGGGACCCGACUGCUCCAUCACCUGCUCCUGCGAAAACGGCGGCUCCUGCUCCCCCGAGGACGGGACCUGCGUCUGCGCCCCUGGAUACCGUGGGACGUCCUGCAAGCGCAACUGCCCUCCUGGGUUCUACGGUCAGCGCUGUAGCCAGGCCUGCCCACAGUGUGUACACAGUGCCGGACCCUGUCACCACAUCACCGGACACUGCGACUGUCUGCCCGGCUUUUUCGGCUCUCUGUGUAACCAAGUGUGCUCCAGUGGCAGGUAUGGAAAAGGCUGUGCAGAUGUCUGCCUCUGCACCAACAACGGCACCUGCAACCCCAUUGACGGCUCCUGCCAGUGUUUCUCCGGCUGGAUUGGAGAUGACUGCUCCCAGGCCUGCCCUCCAGGACACUGGGGUCCUGACUGCAUCCACCUGUGUAACUGUCACAAUGGAGCCCAGUGCAGCGCCUAUGAUGGGGAGUGCAAGUGCAGCCCAGGCUGGACCGGCCUUUACUGCACUCAGCGCUGCCCCUCUGGGUUUUUCGGGAGGGACUGUGCGGAGGUGUGUCGCUGCCAGAACGGGGCAGACUGUGACCACAUCAGCGGGCAGUGCACCUGCCGCACCGGAUUCAUGGGGACCAGCUGUGAGCUGAAGUGUCCUCCUGGGACAUUUGGUUAUGGGUGCCAGCUCCUGUGUGAGUGUCUGAACAACGCCACCUGUGACUAUGUAACAGGAACCUGUUACUGCAGCCCUGGGUAUAAAGGCAUCCGCUGUGAUCAGGCUGCCCAGAUGAUGGAAGAGUUGAACCCCUACACUAAGAUCAGCCCGGCGCGGGCGUCAGAGCGCCAGUCUGUGGGCGCGGUGAUGGGCAUCAUCUUCCUCCUGCUCAUUAUCAUGUCCAUGCUGAGCCUGUUUGUGUGGUACAGGCUUAGACAGCGGGAGAAAGGUCAUGACAUGCCCAGCGUCUCCUACACCCCUGCCCUGCACAUCACCAACACCGACUACUCCCUCUCCGACACCUCUCAGAGCAUUAGCAAUGGCCAGUGCUUCUCAAACCCCAGCUACCAUGCGCUUGCCCACUGCAGCCUUGCUCCUCACCUCAGCAACAACCUGGACAGCAGAACUACUGCCAAGACGCAAAGCCAGAGGGGAAGCAGGACCAGCCUGGACUGGAGGGGCUACCGAAACCUCGGCGAGCUCGAUUACAUGAAGGGCUCCAUGUGCAGCUCCAGCACCUGCUCCCUGAACAGCGAGAACCCCUACGCCACCAUCAAGGACCCGCCCGGCGUGGCCUGCAAGCACACCGAGAGCAGCUACGUGGAGAUGAAGUCCCCCGCCCACCAGCUGUCCUUCUGCUCCUCCGCCACGCCCACCCCCACGGCCACCAAGAACAUCUACGACGUGGAGCCCACGGUGAGCGUCCUGCAGGGAGGAGGCGGGAUGGUGCCCAGUUUCCCCCAGGACCCCUACGACAUGCCCCGCAACAGCCACAUCCCCAGCCACUACGACCUGCUGCCCGUGCACCUCAGCCCCACCCACUCGCCCCCGCCCCCAGACAGCCCCCCCAGCUCCCUGCUGUAGGGCAACCGACCCCCCACGGAGCCGCUGCUGGCCUUCCCUGCUGCUGAUUUCACAGACAGGGCCCCCUCCGCCCCCCCCCCAACUCUGCCCCUGGCCAGCACCACACUCUCUCCUUCACCGUACCACGACUGUGAGCCCCCAGGUAGUCGUUGAGCAGGUGUGGAGUGUCCAGCGGCCAGCUGAAGCUCCUCUGCCUCUCUCUAGCGGUCUUUGUUUACAUUACUCAUCCAGCGAUGAGGGCCACCUCCUGAUGGAACUCUGACACCAGCGACAUUUUCUCUUUUUUUUCACAAAGACAGAUGAGCUUUGGACAUGCUCCAGUCCGUAAUGUACUACAACUGAUCUGAGGAGGGACGGUGGGGGCAGCUGAUUGUAAAUGAACAGCAUGAGCAGCCAGCCCAUCUGUGGAUCCUGACAGACACUGCACUGCCAAAGCUGAAGGUGCUGUGAUCCUACACACCCCUCGCCAAAGGGACAGCAUAGAUAAAGUGUGAACAUGAUGGGCCAAUAGCCCAUAGGGCAAGGAUGCCCCAUUACUGGUAAUGACCAUUUGUCUUGUCUACCAGGAAGGAACAUGACUGAAACAUGGCCUGUUAUUUCUAAGCACCAGGAGUGAACAUGACCAACCAAUUGCCCAUCAAUUGUAAAAACCAGGAGUGGAUGAUGGUGGAUCUGGAUGCUGCUGUGUGGAAACGUCUUAUCAAAGGUCAUGGCCGCACUGAGCUUUAAUUCUGUACUAAAAGAAUCCCCCUUCUUUCAUUACAGACUCAAGUGAUAAAGCAUGGUUAAACAGAACAAGAAGUGGCAAUGAUCUUAAUCAGUGAAAACCAGUGCAUAAAAUGACCAGAGUUGGAUUUCUGAUCUUUUUUUAAAACCUUUUUUAUUAGUUUACAUAAAUACAACUCAACGCAGAUAGCUUUCUUUUCUCUUGGGAAGAUAUUUUUUUUUUUUUGUAUUUAAUGUAUUCAGUAAUUGAUUUACUUAAAUUAGUGAUAGUGAAUUUUGUUAGUGAGAGGCUUAAACAAACAAAAAAGCAAGCAUGGCCAAAAAAUUAGUGCUCUAUAUAGUUAACUGAAACAUAAAUAUAUUUCUCCAUGUGCUCAGACAUCUGCAUUUUUAAAGAUAUAAGGGAAAAGCUCUGUGUGACUGGACUGCUAUGGUUGCCAAAUUAUUGUCUGAAUGGUACUGCCCACAGAAAAUGAUCUUUUAAAAAAGGAACGAUGUAGCAUAGCAGUAUACUUUAUAAAGGACAAAUGGAGGAAGCUCAUUAAAAUCUUUUAGAAUUAAUAUUGUUAUUUUCUUUGAUAAAUGUAAUGACAUAGGUAACGUGUUUAAUUUAGAUCAAAAUUCUUUAGCACGAGUAGCAAUUCCAAUUCACAUCUUCAAGAAGCAAUAACAUGUUGACAAUCAUAUACAUGCAGACUUCAUUCAAGUCCAUAGCAAACAACAGUCAAUGUAUGUCUGUGAAUUCAGGUUUGUGUAUGAAUUUCUUGUGCAUUGAAAGAGAAAAGGGGAGUUGAUACCAGAUGCUGUUAAUUCCCGUGCUGCUUGAUGUUUUCUUUAAUAAAAUACAAAAUAAAGUUGCCAUA
This is a messenger RNA of Anguilla rostrata (American eel), 5273 nucleotides long. RefSeq names its product multiple EGF-like-domains 11 (gene megf11). Bases 385 to 3684 code for a protein of 1099 amino acids. The record is from RefSeq and is a predicted model, not a curated record. Gene Ontology annotation, biological process: heterophilic cell-cell adhesion. Gene Ontology annotation, molecular function: scavenger receptor activity; protein binding. Lineage: Eukaryota; Metazoa; Chordata; Actinopteri; Anguilliformes; Anguillidae. The transcript has 24 exons.